Messenger RNA from Trichobilharzia regenti, 2602 nucleotides. NCBI's taxonomy places the organism in Eukaryota, Metazoa, Platyhelminthes, Trematoda, Strigeidida, Schistosomatidae. The record is from the annotation of a GenBank genome assembly.
GCUUGCGAGAUUGGACAAAUGUUCAGGCGGGACUUUCGUAGUUCGCGUUACGUUCUAUUGUCCGUGAUAGUUAAUCUCGCCUAAACUUCAAGAUGUCAGAACCCCUACCUGGUGUUGAAGAUUUGACCAAGUUAAAGUUAAGUGAUCUAAAGAAAAUAUGUAAAGAAAAUAAACUACCAUCUACUGGUACAAAAACUGAACUGAUUUCUCGCCUUACUGAGGUGCAAGGCAAUAAAUUUGUUAUUUUACAGCCUGGUGAUGAAGCUGAACUCCUCGGCGAUUCUAAUGAUGGUGAUUCUACUGACGUGAGUAGUAUAACUCAGACAACAACAGACUUAACAUCGAAUAAAUCACCUACAGAUGAUCUUGACUUCCCAAUGACAUCACCAACACCACCAAUAACAGCAGCAACUAAUAAAAUCUCUUCAAAGAAACGUCGUGCUAGUGAGGAUCUUAACCCGGAAGAUAUUCUCUCUGUGGAAAAGAAAGUCGCCAUAGAACCUGUAUCUUCUGCUACUGCAACUGUUGCUUCUAUUGGUGUAGAUCAUCCUACUGUUGAGGGUAAAGAUGCUACAACAGCAGGUUUAUCAGAUGCAGAGCGUCUCGCUCUUCGUGCUAAACGCUUUGGUGGCAGUACUUCUUCAAAUGGGACAAGUAUUCUAAGUGAUAGCAAGUUGAUUGCUCGUGCUAAAAGAUUUGGUCUACCGAUUAACACCAGUUCCAUUGGUGGUGGUGGUGACUCCUUAGAAGUUGAUGAAUUAGGCAAAUUAAAACAACGUGCUGAACGAUUUGGUCAAACUACAAAUAAAACAUUAGAAAAGCAGGUUUCACAUUCUGACCACUUUAUGCUAUAGCAUAAUUGUGCUGAAUAAGCUGUAGCUUACACAACGAAACGUUCAGAAGAGUUUCGUUUUGGUUUUUUUCAAAAAACACUGGGAUUAUUUGAAUGACGUUAUACACAAUUGACAAGAUUGAGUAGAAUUCACCGGAAAUUGAACGCGAGUCACGUUUUUACAAAAGUGGUAGACAUAUAAUAGAGCGCUGAUAGAAGAAAAUAAUGCAAUUAUAAAUUACAACGAACUACAUGUCUGAUGCUAACACGACAGAUCAUAUCCAUUGUAGAUUGAAUGACUAUGUAUUGUUAUCUCAAGUCUGUGUGGAGAUCAAUGUAGCACACUCAGCAUGAAAAAUAAGAUCAGGAUUUUCAAUUCCGAUGUGAAGUCAGUGCUACUAUAUGGAUGGAUCAGAGAAUUGGCGCCGCGGUGUGUCACGAAAAGCACUUCAAACAAACUACAGACCUUCAUCAACAGCUGUCUCCACUCAACACUGCUCAAGAUCAGAUGAGUGGCCAGAAAAGAUCAGCAACAGGGAGGAAUCUCUGGCAAUGAACGAGCCAACCGAGCAGGAACCCAUUGUGCAACAAAUAUGCAGGAAGACAUAGAGGUGGAUUGGUGGCCAUACUCUGAGAAAACAAACCAUCAAGUGAGUGACAUCACACGCCAGGCCAUCGCUCGGGUGGACUUCAAAUGGGAAGCGGCGAUUUGGUUGUCAGUGCGAAGGUGACAUGCAGGAGGUCAUGUGGAAAGGAGAUGAAAGCAGUGGGCAGACGUGGAGCCUAGUGAAAACGUUGGUGGAGAACUGAGUGCAAUGGCGAUGUACUGCAGAAGCCCUAUUUUCCUCUAGGAACUAAAGGCCACGAUAAUAAUAGUUACUUAACAGAAUUAGAGCGGAAAGCCAAACGUUUGGAGAAGUUUGGUGGUGUUACCACGGUGUCUAAAAAAACUCCUAUAGAUGAUGAAUUGGCUAAAACUAUUCGUGCACAGAAAUUUGGUCUUGCGCCAUCAUCAGCAUCAGCGUCUACGGGAAGCAGUUUAUCUGAAGCUGAAAGACUAGCGAAACGUCAAAUGAGAUUUGGUUUAGUUGACAGUAAAACAUGACAGUUGAAUAAAUAAAUUUACAUAUACAUAUAAUUGUGAUUGUAUUAUUUUUUUCCAAUUUUUAUGUUUAUAAAAAUGUAGUUCUUCUCUGUUUAUCUCUUGUAUUCUUCUUUGUGUGUGUGUGUGUGUGUGUGUGUGUAACUCUCCCUCACACACACACACACGCUUCGUUGCCUGUAAGAUAAACUCUCAUUGUGCAAAGUUUGAUAACUACACACAAUGAGCGCAUUCUAAUAAUCUUGACCGGACGUUAUAUGUUCAGCAGUUAUUAUUUUUAUUAUUGUCAAUUACGUUAUUCUUUUGCGUUCCGAAUGAUGCAUAUGGCUUUAUGCUUGAGAAUUGCCAGUAGCAGUGGUGUUUAUUUCUGAUGGAGUGCGGGUUACUGGCCUCACCUACCCUACCUACCUACCACCUGUCGUCUUUAUUGAGUUGAAAAACAGCUAGGUGAGGUUUAGUAGUGCGUCAACCGAGGGGGCGGUAGGGGAUCAAACUCCGGACCAUGUGUGAUUCCAUUAUGGUUAUGUUUACUGAUGACCACGUUUCGAGCACAAUUUAUUGCUCAUAAUCAUCAUAUCAAGGUAAUCACACGACUUCCUAAAUUCAUUUAUAUAGUUCCAUUGUUUUCCGCUUUAUUUGAUUGGUAGUGUGGUGAGAGCAGGCUGCUA